This is a messenger RNA of Meyerozyma guilliermondii ATCC 6260, 858 nucleotides long. RefSeq names its product putative tRNA acetyltransferase. Bases 1 to 858 code for a protein of 285 amino acids. The transcript has a single exon. The record is from RefSeq and is a predicted model, not a curated record. Lineage: Eukaryota; Fungi; Ascomycota; Pichiomycetes; Serinales; Debaryomycetaceae. Gene Ontology annotation, biological process: tRNA modification. Gene Ontology annotation, molecular function: RNA binding.
AUGGGGAAACGAAAAUCAGGCGGUGGCAGCCACGAUAAGUCUAAAAGGUUCAGGGCCGGCGGGUUUAUAGAUCCUGGUACCAGUGGGAUCUUUGCUACAUGCAAUCGUGGCCGGGAACAACAGUGUAGGAAGGAAUUGAUGAAUCUCUUUGCGGAGAAGGCCGAGCAGUAUUAUGAUGAAACUGAAUUAAACGACGAUUCCGACGAGGAAAAUGAAGAAAAUCUCUCGAUAGAAGACAAGAUCAGGCGGGAAGUACAGGAAAUUCAGGAUAAAAAGGAUACUCGUAGCGAACUCCUCAAGCCUAUUGACUUGGAUUGUGAGUGCUUGGUGUUCAUCAAGACACGAAAACCCAUAACUCCCGAGACUUUUGUGGAGCGCUUGUGCCAAGAAUGCAAAGGAUCGCAAGCCAAAACUACCAGGUACACACAAAGACUCACACCUAUAACUUUUUCUGCAUCUUCAACUAUUGAAGAAAUCAAAAAGUUGGCAAGAAGAGUGUUGGAACCUCAUUUCCACCAAAAAGAAAGCCAGAAACCUUACAAAUAUGCAAUUCAAGUAACCAGACGCAAUUUCAAUGCGGUUCCCAAGGAUGAUAUUAUUCGGGCUAUUGCUGAAUGUGUAGGCAGAGACCAUGGACACCGGGUGGACUUGAAGCAGUAUGACAAAUUGAUCUUGGUAGAAUGCUACAAGAGCAAUGUGGGCAUGAGUGUAGUCAAUGAUUACUUGACAUACGAGAAGUUCAAUCUCCAGCAGAUCUUUGAGAAGGGAAUGGAGAAGGAAGAGAAGGAAGAGAAAGAGCAGAAAGAAGAGAAGGAGCAGAAAGAAGUGAAGGAUGAGAAAGAAGUGAAGGAAGAGUAG